Messenger RNA from Scophthalmus maximus (turbot), 1891 nucleotides. It is a transcript of the gene idh3a, whose product is annotated as isocitrate dehydrogenase (NAD(+)) 3 catalytic subunit alpha. Gene Ontology annotation, molecular function: magnesium ion binding; isocitrate dehydrogenase (NAD+) activity; NAD binding. NCBI's taxonomy places the organism in Eukaryota, Metazoa, Chordata, Actinopteri, Pleuronectiformes, Scophthalmidae. Gene Ontology annotation, biological process: tricarboxylic acid cycle; isocitrate metabolic process. The transcript has 12 exons. The record is from RefSeq and is a predicted model, not a curated record. Gene Ontology annotation, cellular component: mitochondrion. The coding region runs from base 72 to 1241 and encodes 389 amino acids.
GAAGAAGCGCCACCGCUGCUUCUUCUGCCUCUUCUGCUGCUGCAGUGUCGACCUUGGUCGGAUAGCUCAGGAUGGCAGGGAAGACGUGGAGGUCAGCGAUUCUAAAUCUACUAAGACAGUGGGGUUUAUCGGUCAAUGACAAGGAUAAAAUCAAGGCACAGGAAGUGUCACAGGUGGUUGGAGUUUUGAUGAGAGAGACUCCACAGCCCAGGACUUUCACCCGUGGGAUACAAACUGUUACUUUAAUCCCUGGUGAUGGAAUUGGUCCAGAGAUCUCCACUGCUGUCAUGAAAAUAUUUGAAGCAGCUAAAGCACCUAUUCAGUGGGAAGAGAGGAAUGUCACUGCCAUCCAAGGGCCUGGUGGCAAGUGGAUGAUUCCUCCUGAUGCCAAAGAAUCAAUGGACAGGAACAAGAUUGGCCUGAAAGGUCCUUUGAAGACACCAAUAGCUGCUGGCCAUCCCUCUAUGAACCUUCUGCUUAGGAAAACCUUUGACCUCUAUGCCAAUGUGCGACCCUGUGUGUCCAUGGAGGGCUACAAAACCCCCUACACUGAUGUGAACCUGGUCACCAUCAGGGAGAACACUGAGGGAGAAUACAGUGGGAUUGAACAUUUGAUUGUUGAUGGAGUUGUACAGAGUAUUAAGCUCAUUACAGAGCAAGCCAGCCAACGUAUUGCCGAAUAUGCUUUUGAAUAUGCCAGAAACAAUCAGAGGGCCAGUGUUACUGCUGUUCAUAAGGCCAAUAUCAUGCGCAUGUCAGAUGGGCUUUUCCUGCGAAAAUGCAGAGAGGCUGCUGAAAAGCACAAAGAUGUGAAAUUCUCUGAGAUGUACUUGGAUACUGUGUGUCUUAAUAUGGUGCAGGACCCCACACAGUUUGAUGUAUUAGUGAUGCCAAAUUUGUAUGGAGACAUCCUCAGUGAUCUUUGUGCUGGACUCAUUGGAGGACUUGGAGUGACUCCUAGUGGGAACAUUGGCGCCAAUGGUGUUGCCAUAUUUGAGUCGGUUCAUGGAACUGCACCAGAUAUUGCGGGAAAAGACAUGGCCAACCCCACCGCCUUGCUGCUCAGUGCAGUCAUGAUGCUGCGGCACAUGGGUCUGCAUGGCCACGCGAAGACGAUCGAAACUGCCUGCUUUGACACCAUUCGAGAGAAGAAGGUUCUCACAAAAGACCUGGGAGGAAACUCGAAGUGCUCAGAAUUCACAGAUGCAAUCUGUCAAAGAGUGCGUGAUCUGGACCAAUAGGAUUCUAACGUGGCUGUGAGAUAAUUGUUAUAAGUGUCUCUGUACUUUAUCAUGGCUUGUUGUGUCUGCACAUUUUAAAACAAAAUAUGUAUUUUAAAAAAGACUCGAGACUUGAGAUCCUGAAUGUUUUAUUUUUUUCUGCACACUCCAAAGCACUCUCUUAAAACUUUGGACCAACAUAUAACACUUUGUGUUCUUUACGUAUAUUCUAUAACAGCUGAACCUGUGGUGGUGUCUAUUUAUUGGCUGCAUUUAGCCUCUUGUGUGAUGUAUUUGACAAUGUUGUUUCUUCAUGAAAGACAAGUUUGGAUCGGAGCUGCCAGGCUCCAUGACAUGAAACUUGCAAAUGUUUUGCACUCUUAUUUUCUUCAGGUCAUAGUGUUCUUUGCUGAAAACAUCAUGAAUGUACAGAAUAAAGACAACAAAUAUAACAUCAGAAAAUGUCGUACAUUAAAUUUAAUAUUAUGCAAAUGACUAUUGUUGGAUUUACAAGCUCCCUCCACUUAUGAUGAUAACCCCUAUGAUCUUUUUCAUCAAAACCGGUUUAAACCAUGAACUGAAAACCACCAAAAAUUUACACAAAACAUGUACAUUGUAAGAUUCCAUCAUGAAGGCAACUAGUCUGAUUUUGAUUAAAAGAAUAUCGUAUA